Molecule: messenger RNA, 1845 nt
Organism: Guyanagaster necrorhizus
Lineage: Eukaryota; Fungi; Basidiomycota; Agaricomycetes; Agaricales; Physalacriaceae
Product: iron reductase
Exons: 12
Coding region: 1-1845 (614 amino acids)
Biological process (GO): iron ion transport; intracellular iron ion homeostasis; copper ion import
Cellular component (GO): plasma membrane
Molecular function (GO): ferric-chelate reductase activity
Source: RefSeq, a predicted model, not a curated record
AUGGACGCUGUCUCUGCUACUUCUGUCGCCGUUUCCAAGAGGGCCUCUGGAGAAGAAGACAACAUAUGGCGAGCCUACUACGCUGAUGAGUACCCUCAUCAGUUGUGGUGGUUGGUGUCAUGCUUCAUUGCAUUUGUCGCCGUUUGCCAAUUCGCAUCCUUCGUCGUCGGGAAGUACCAAGCUCGUUCCAAGAACUCACCCGUCGCGACGGAGAGCAACAAGAUCCAGUUUAGUAGGUUGCCCCUGGCUUUGGUCAACUACUGGCGCGUCCUUUCAUUCCGGGUUACUAUUGGCGUUGGAUCCUAUACGUUGAACCUGGCCGAGGUUUUCCUCACUUGCGCUUAUAUCGUCGCGCUUUUCACUUGGGAGUUCAUUAACAGCACCUCUGUUGCUGGAGUUAAAUUCAGUUCCGUCUACCUCGCUGGCCGCGCCGGGAGUAUUGCUACAUGCCAGUUCCCACUGGUGACUGCCCUUGGAACGAAGAACAAUGUUGUAUCAUUAAUUACGGGCGUCAGUUACGACAAGCUCAACUAUAUUCAUCGCAUGACAGCCCGCGUCUGCUUCUUAAUGCUUUGGAUUCAUGGGGGUUACAAGUUUCAACGUGUGGAGGGAAAGUAUGAAAUCCUUUGGGUCCGAAUGGCAUUGGUGGCCAUGACCGCCUUCUCUCUUUUGAUCCUAGUGUCUUUACGACCUGUUAGGGCAGGAGCAUAUGAGUUUUUCUUUUACGCUCAUUUCCUUAUGGUAUUGAUCUUCCUCAUUGGAGGAUACUACCACACCAAGAAUUUCGAAUACGAUCCCUAUAUCUGGGCUUCCUUCGUCAUCUGGGGCCUUGAUCGCGCCAUACGAAUGAUCCGGGUUGUAGUUUUCAACCACUCCUACUUUGGGCUCAAGACUGGACACGGUACUUUUGAUGCCAGCGUGGAGCGUCUGUCCGAGCACUUUGUCCGUUUGACUCUGAAGCGCCCCCCUCACUUCCACUGGCGUCCUGGCCAAACCGCCUAUCUCAUCACGCCAGGAGUUUCUCGUCUGCCAUUCGAAGCCCAUCCUUUCACUAUCGCUAGCUACGAUUCUAGCUAUGACCCCACGGAGAAAUCCGCUGAUGUCGAAAAAGCGUCCAGUUCCGUCCUUGCCAAAUCAUCCUCCAAGUCCUUCACCUCUGGAGGAGAGAAGUACUGGAAAGAGCUAGUGUUCCUGGUGAAUGUUCGGGAAGGCUUUACCCACCGAUUGGCCACCAUUGGAACAGACAAGGGGACGGUGAAAGUUUUUGUUGAUGGACCAUAUGGACCAUCGCCGGAUCUCAGCUCAUUCCAUACCUCUGUUUUCGUCGCUGGUGGCACUGGGGUGUCAUACACACUUCCGUUACUACUGGACGCCAUAGAGCGUGUCCGUGAGGGAAAGAGCACAUGCACCAAAGCGGUAUUUAUCUGGGCUAUCAGAGACACGACCCAUGUGUGCUGGAUAUCAAAUGCGAUUUCUAACGCGUUACUUCGGGUACCGCUGUCGAUGAAUGUGGAUAUACGCAUCUACGUCACUGGUGGUGCUCCCGAGUCUGUUCAGUGGGACACUACAUCCGUCGACUCUGAUUCUGCGUCACGUAAUGAGCAACCGUCAUUCCUUGGCUUUGACUCGGUGAACGUCUAUCAAGGGCGCCCAGAUCUUUCGCAGCUGCUACCCGAACAAGCAGAGGCUACCCGGGGCGGUCGCAUGUCUGUUACGGUAUGCGGCUCAAGGGCUGUUGCCCAAUCAUGCAGAUCGGCUCUUCAAUUCCCCCUACGCAAUGCAGCUACGGUUCUGAGAGGCGGCGCAAGUGUGACGCUGCAUGUGGAGUCUUUUGGUUACGCUUAA